Molecule: messenger RNA, 6759 nt
Organism: Xyrichtys novacula (pearly razorfish)
Lineage: Eukaryota; Metazoa; Chordata; Actinopteri; Labriformes; Labridae
Source: the annotation of a GenBank genome assembly
ACCGCUAGGGGAAAAAAAAGACUUGCUGAGCUGUCGCAAAGAUGGCAGGGUUCGCACAUGCGCAGUAAACAAAUCGGGUUUCUCUAUGUGCUCUGCUGCUAGUGCCAAUGUGGCUAAUGCAUGAGCUAACGUGGUUUAUCGUUCGUUAGUCUUUAUUUACAGCAUCUGGUUGUUUUGUCUGGAGCUUUUCGGACCUCUUUAGGAGACGGUUCUAAAAUGAGGUUUAUAUUAAGGCUGCUUUAGUCAGCAGGACGAGCUGUGUUAGCUCGCUGAGCUGUUAGCUUCGUGUGUUAAAAUGAGAGUUUGGUGAAUAAACGGAAAAUUAUCAUUAACGAAGAUUAUAGUAAAACCAUCAUCAUGACCUCAGCCUCCACUAAAGUAAGUCUGACACUCACACGGGCCACAUUAAUGGAGGUUUAACUCCAUAAACAGAGACUAACAUAUCACUGCUGUUUUAAACAGAGGUCCACAAAGAAUCUCUCUGGAUUAGAUCCAGAUGAAUCUGUAAUCUGAGUUUGGUUCAUUCAAACGUUAGUACAUGGACCACCUACACACAUGCUGGACCUGGUUUUCUGUUGUAGCAAGAUAUCAGCUGUUUUAGCUCCUCGUUAAAAUAACGUAAUAGAUACAAAAAGGAUGAAUUAUAAAGUUACACACUUUUAUUAUUAUGCUAUUAUUAUUAUUAUUACUACUAUUACUAUACUUUUUAUUCAUAGACUCAGACUUUCUCUGCAGACAGACUGGUGUCUCUAAAUUAAUUAAAAUAUAACAAACAUAAAAAAAAAAAAGUUAAUUUAAAAAAGUAAAAAUGUACAUUUCUUAAAUUCACAUGAAAUUACAUGUUUUCAAGUCGUUUGUUUUAAAUUUGAAGAUUUCGGUUUAGAGCUCAUAAAUAUCUGAAAUUAUCAGAAUUUCCUCUGAUAAAUUCAAAAGAUUUAAAAACACAGAAAUGUACGUCUGUUGUAAUUUUGAAAUUGUGAUUAACGUAAAUAAAAAUGGAAUACGAUGAUUUGCAAAUCCUUUUCAACCCAUAUUUAAUUGAACACACUACAAAGACAAGAUAUUUAAUGUUCAAACUGAUAAACUUUAUUGUUUUUUGCAAAUAAUCAUUAACUUUAGAGUCUGCAGUCCAGACCUGUCUCCUAUUGAAAAUGUGUGGCGCAUUAUGAAGCGUACUGUUGAACAACUGAAGCUGUACAUCAAGCAAGAAUGGGAGAGAAUUCCACCUUCAAAGCUUCAACAAUUAGUCUCCUCAGUUCCCAAAUGUUUAUUGAGUGUUGUUAAAAGGAAAGGUGAUGUAACACAGUGGUAAACAUGCCCCUGUCCCAACUACUUUGUCACGUGUUGCAGCCAUGAAAUUCUGAGUUAAUUAUUAUUUGCAGAAAAUAAAGUUUAUGAGUUUGAACAUUAAAUAUCUUGUCUUUGUAGUGUAUUCAAUUGAAAAGGAUUUGCAAAUCAUUGUAUUCUAUUUUUAUUUACGUUAAACUUUACGAAAACUUCAGUAAUUUGGUCUAGCUGUGUGAGUGUGUGUGUUACACUGACGCCCUGAACCAUCAGUGAAACAGGAAACACGAUAGUUCAGGUUAAAUGCAGGUUUGUGUCUUUUUCAGGUUGGAGAGAUCUUCUCUGCAGCUGGAGCCGCCUUCACCAAACUGGGAGAACUCACCAUGCAACUGCAUCCUGUGGCUGACUCCAGUCCUGCAGGGUAAAACACACACACACACACACACACCAAGUAGUUUCUCUUGAGCAGCUGCUGACUCUAGCAGUCUGUGUUUUCGGUUGAUUAAAUGUGGAGAUGUUUGAGAAACACUCACAGAAGAGAAAUCCAUAUCUGACCUCUUUGAGAGCCUCAGUUUAAAUCAGUGUCUUUAUUUAUGCUGCGUUCGAGUAACCUCAGAAGUCAGAUGUCCAAGCUGGGAAUGACGUCACACCGGAGUUCUCAGCGUUUCAGUUACCAAGUCAGAAAAAAGCAAAAUCAGAGGCGGAAACAAGAUGGCUACAUCUGCUAAAGUUAUUUUAGCACUUUCCUUGUCUGAAUAUAACAAGGACAAGGCAAGCCCUAAAAUAACUUUCGUAGAUGUACCCAUCUUGUUUCAGGCCUCAGAUUUUGCUUUUUUUUGACUUGGUAACUGAAACGCUGGUAAUGGAGUGUGACGUCAUUUUCAGCUCUGACAUCUGACUUCUGAGGUACGCAGCAUUAGAGUAAGAGGAGGAAAUCUUUGGGUAUUUCUAGUCUGUCCUCCAUUUUUCUUCUGUAAAAUCACUGCAGCUCUGUAAAGGUGCUUCUGUUUUGUCUUGUUUCAUAGAUCCACUUUAUAAAUGUAUUUUAUUGAAUCAGACAUUCAUCAGAAAAAUACAGAGAGAAUCUGCCUGAGAGGCUGGACAGCGAAACACUGAGCAUCUCUAGUUUACAAGUGACUCUGACUCUCUGUGGCCUUCAAUCGAAGAUGCUUUACCCACAUCCACAUUAAAGGGAUAUUCUGGCGUAAAAUUAAGUUAGGGUCAAACACACCAUAACACAGAGUUCGACAACCUGUUGAGAGAUGAAUGUUGCCGACUGCUUGCUUAACUAGUUAUACCAACUUUAGUAACGACCGCGCAAUAGCAAUACACAGUGGUCUGAGGAGCCAUAAACAAACCUUAAAUGUCAAAUGUUCAUAAAUGUUCACCCUGCAGCAGUCUGUAAUGGACUGGCCUGAGGUCUCGCUACAAACAAGUGACUGCUGGAAGAGUGUAGGUAAGUUGUGUUUAGUCUCUUUGCUAAAGAAAUCAGGCCAAACUAAAAAGAUGUUUGGUGGCUAGUGCUGUGGGACCCGCUAUGUACUGUUGAUGAAGUAAGGUUCUGUUAUGGGCAUUAUUUGGCUAUAGAGUGGCGUUUUGGUUGAGGUUUGUUUAUGGCUCCUCAGACCACUGUGUAUUGCCAUCGUGCGAUCAUUACUAAAGUUGGUAUAACCAGAGAAGCAAGCAGUCGGCAACAUUCAUCUCUCAAGGGGGUGUCCAACUCGGUGUAAGGGUGUUUGACCCUAAAUUAAAUUUACGCCAGAAUAUCCCUUUAAGCUUGUACAUAAACGCUUAUCUCCUGGUCUUUUCUCCUCCGCACUGCAGCGGGCAGACAAAAAGCACUGUGAAGAGGAAGCUGUAUGAAGACGGCGCUCUGACCCCCGUCUCCUCCUCUGAAGGAUCCAAGAAGUCCACCAAGAAAAGUACAGCUGCUGCUGUGACGCCCAAUACACCGACUGUGAUCAGUGUCCCUACAGCAAAGGUGGUGGUGACAUCAGGUCUCCAGAGUGCCACCGGCAACAACCAGCCACCCCUGAAGAAACAGAAAACUGCAGGUGAGUCACACACAGAUUUAACCUGCAGAGGUGAAUUUUUUUUAAAGAGGAGGUUAGGUAGGGCAUGCGAUGAAGAGAUUGAUUUUAGGAUGAGGUAAGAUGAAGAAAACCCCCUUUCAUAAUUUCAAGAUGACAAAGAAACUCAACUUUUAAAAGAAAGCAGUGUGAGAUUUUUACACCACAUUUUACACACUAACAGGAGCAGAUCUGAGGAACCACUUUGUCCACUUGGGGGCGCCAAAUUUGAUAUAAUAGAAAGUUUCUAAAAGGUGCUUUUAAUAAAGUUUCCUCCAACAAAGUAAAACUUGGUCCUGUGUGCUGCCCUCAGGUCUACAGCCGCCUCACUGUCUCCUCCCUCAAUGUUCAGACUUUUGGGAACAAGAAUCAGAGAUUGUCUCAGCUGCUGGGUUUAAACCUUUUUCCUGUGGUUUCAAUAUUGAAAAGGUUUCAGGCACACUCUGUUACAUGGGUAAAACCCUCAAACAGCUGAUCUUGUUUAUAUAUCACAGUCUGAUAAUCUGCAUCAGCAACCAGUCAGGAUACAGCUGCUGGUCAAGAUAAAGCUCUGUCUGUCUGUGUGUAGAUGUGACCCUGAGCGCUCUGAAUGACUCAGAUGUGAACAGUGAUCUGGUCGACAUCGAGGGACUGGGAGAAGGAUCCAACACCAAGAAACUCAACUUUGACCAAGGUCAGACUCACCUUCAUCACUGUCUGCAUUAAUACCACCAUCCUCAUUAUCAUCAUCAUCAUCUUCAGUAACAUGAUCACUGAGGCUGAGUCAUUGGACUUCAGUGACCUCAGCUCUGUUUCUGCUGCAGACAAAAACCCUCGGAUCAGAGCUGUGCACCAAGCCCUCCGGAUUCUGGGUUUUAGUCCAGAUCUAGAUUCUGUUAAACCUCCUCCACUUUAUACUGCUGUAACGCUGACUGAUCAGAAUCAGGCUGUGAGGCUUCAGAGGAGCGGCUUACAUAACUAAUUCACACAGUCAGUGUGCUGUAAAUAUCACUUUAAAACAUUAACAUUAAACCACGACCUCAUCCCCGCUUUGGUUCAUCACUCCUCCCAAAGACUGUAAAAAUGUGAGUGUGUGGAUUUACAGCACAGAUGAUCGAUCUGCGCACUCAGACUAGCCCUCCUCCCACUGGGUUAGGCUCCUCUGGAACCUUAGUGUGAGGACACUUCUGCACAGAGACUGAUGGGUUAGUCUGUUUAUUUCAGGUAUCUGUGACUUCUUACUAAAACAGAAAUAAGAAUAUAAGUAAAUGAAGAAAACAAACAUCAAUUAAAACAGGAAUAGACGGAUGAUUUUGACUGCAGCAGAUAAUGAGAGCUCAUGUAAUAAAGAUUAAGGUGUCUCUCAUUUUUUUGGACAUCUCACUCAGAUUUUGUCUAAAUUUGUCUCAUGUUGGAGCUUCCUGCUGAAUAAGAUGUUCUUCUUUAUUUCGCUCAGCUUUAUUUUUUAAAACACCUUUUAUUCAUACAAACACACAGCCCAGAGUGCUUCACUACAGAGCAGACAGGAAAUAACACAAACCCAUGGAUCAAAUAAUAAGAGACUAAAACAACAAAAAUUUCAAUGUAAUUAUUACCGUAAUUUUUGGACUAUAAGUCACUCCAGAGUAUAAGUCACACCAGCCAAAAAAUGCAUAAUGAAGUAAAAAAAAGCCAUAUAUAAAUUGCACCAGAUUAUAAAUCGCACCAUCCAAAAAUUGCUUAAUGAAGAAGAAAAAACAUAUACCGGUAUAAGUCACAUUUUUUUUAGGAAAUUUAUUGUACAAAAUCCAAGACCAAGAACAGACAUUUCAUCUUGAAAGACAAGUUAUAAUAAUAGCAAUAGAAUAGAGAACAACAGGCUGAAUAGGAGUACGGUAUGCUAACGUAACACAUUGAUAGUUAUUCAGCUACAUGAAGCAUAAACCACGAACUCAAUAGGUGUCUGGUAUGUUAAUGUAACAUAUUAACAGUUAUUCAGAUAACUAUAGUGUAAAAAACAUCAAGUUUACUAAACUCUCUAUCUCACUCCAAAUCACUAAAUUUAUCGAAUUCUUCUUUCUCGGUGUCACUUCUAAACAACUCCGCCAACUCCAGAGGUGGACGAAGCGCCGCUUCCUCUUCUGUGUGACUGUUGUAGGACUAUAUGUGAAAUUAUAUAUUUUAACAUAUAUAAGUCGCACCUGAGUAUAAAUCACAAACUCAGCCAAACUAUGAAAAAAAGUGCGACUCAUAGUCCAGAAUAUACAGUACAGUAAUAUUAAGAACAAAUAUAUACUAGACUGACCAUCUUUGUUCUGUCCCUGCAGAUAACCUGAACCUGGACUCCACUCUCAUCAUGAACCCCAGUGACCUCCCUUUGCUCUCCCGCUGACCUUUCAUUUUCUGUGGACUUUCAAAAUAAGACUCAAGUUUUGACGAACUUUCAUGUCACACAGGAUGAUCACAAACACGUUUGGAUCUUUGUUUGAUUUUUACUCUUUGCUCCUCUUUUAAAAAAAAUUCACCCUAAAAUCCUCAAAUUCGAACAGAUUGAGGAGAAAAUAAGACUGUUUCUGCUGUUUCUUUAAAAAGAUGACACAACGCUGCAGAGAAACUCAACAAGGAUGAGAUGUCUCCAGAUCCAGAGAGAAGAGGGUUGAAAACUGGAUCUCCCUGUUUUAGCAGAUUUAAAGAGGAGCCUUAGCAGGAAGUGUUAGAGAUGUACUCAGUGUAUUUAGAAAAAAUAAAAACGUGUUGAUUUCUUUUUAUUUUCAUGAUAAACUCUUGAGUCUUUUUUUGUCCUCUUUACAUGUCAGCAGAAGUAGUAAUUAAUGAGAGACAGAGGAAACACUACACUGAAAACUACUAAAUUAUAAACCAAAGCAGGAGCUGACAGACCCUUUAAAAGUGGACCAAAAGGUGUGAGGAAAAUAACAGAGGAGUCCUACAUUAAAGAUUAAACUCACCUGUUUACAUCAGAGGAAAGACAGAAAACUGGGGGUGUGGCCGGCCUCUUUGAGUGACAGGUGGCUGUUGAAGCUGUUUACCUGGAGGCUAAAGGUCAAGCCUGUUUCCUCUGUAAACAGUUUUCUGUAAUUGUGAAGUAAUUUCUACUAAAGUGCUCAUGUUUUUAAUGUUUAAAUAAAGUGGAGUACCAUCAGUGUAGAGGUUAAUGGUAAUGUUUUAUAGAGGAAAGGAUAGAGGGCUUAAUAUUGACCCCUGUGGGACACCGUCAACAGCCACUGGCUAUUCAACAGUUUAAACAGCACAAAAGACUGACUGCAGAAAAAACCCAAAUAGACAGACUUCCUGAAUUGAAUCUUAAAUUCUUUAAACAAGCAUCAGGUCAGUCUGAUUAGAGAACCUUCACAAACCUGUGUCCUGAAAAACUGGGUCGAACAAGGACUGAAUGUCUUUAAAAAAAAUGAAAUAAAAUCAUCAGACAACU